GCCACUUCCUGUGUUUGUGUAGAUAUAAUGAAGCCCAUCAUUUCUUUGAUCUGGUUGAGUCUAUUCGUCUUUCUGACUCUGCCUGCCUUCCAAGCUCAACCAGUCAAAACAACACAAGCUUCAGCCAGUUCAGAAAAUAACACCAAUGCAACUACUAACGAAUUAUCCUCCACUAGCAACAGCGCGUCACAGGCACCUCUGAAAAAGAACUCCAAUGACACGGCCCGAGAAUCCAACUCUUCUACAGUGACAACCUUCACAGCCCAGGUGGCUUCAACAACAAAAAACAUUCCCACGAUCAAAGAAACGACAGAUUCUCAAAGCACACACACGAAGCUCACUACUACUACCAUAGCACCUCCUAUUAACCCAGAGGCUAGUACUGCCACCAUAGCACCUCCUAUUAACCCAAAGGCUAGUACUGCCACCCCAGGAAGAGGGGGAGCUGGCAAGGCUGUGGUGGUGGUAGUUAUUGUGCUAGUGCUCUUGGUGGUCUUUGUGUUCGUCUUCAGAUGGACGACCCAGCAGGAGGGCAGAGCAGGGAAUGCCGCCCGUCACUGCUCCACCGGCCUGCAGGGGCAACUGAGGAGAGUCGUCACGGCGAUUGAAGGAUGUCUAGGCGUAAAUCUGUGGCCUCAGAAACGGAUGGAGAAUGAGGAGGAGGGAGAGGAAGAGGAGAUGAAUGAGAACAACGAAGCAGCAGGAGGCAGGAAGGUACAGAGGGGCAGCCAGGAAGAUGAUGAGGAGGAAGAGGAAGGGGACCAGAGAGAGGAGGGUGGCGACUCUUCUGAUGACUACUCAAGUCUGGAAGGCAUGGAUCUCCGGGAACGAGCCAGACAGAAGCAGGAGGAAGACGGGAACAGUGAGAAGGAGAGGGAGAGAAAGACAGAAAAAGCAGAUGAGGAGCUGACGUCAGUCACCCUGGAUGAUGAACACAAGGAAGGGGAUGGGGGGAUUGACGUGACCGAACUGUGAAGUAACUGGUGACAGGAUGGGAGGAAUAUUUAGCAUUUGUGCAUUUUGAAAAAGUUUUUAAAAAAAUUUCCCAUUUUCACAAAUGUUUUACAUUUGGAAUAUUGUUGUCAACUGAGAUCUAUGUAUUUUAACCCUGAUGUUUACAAACAUUUGUUUCAAUUAAUAAAGUGAUAAUUACAUUGACGUUUA
Molecule: messenger RNA, 1164 nt
Organism: Sardina pilchardus (European sardine)
Lineage: Eukaryota; Metazoa; Chordata; Actinopteri; Clupeiformes; Clupeidae
Exons: 2
Coding region: 28-975 (315 amino acids)
Source: RefSeq, a predicted model, not a curated record